AUGGUUGCUGUUGAUGCUCAAUACUUGUUGAACCUCGUUACUCUAUUUGUGGUUAUUUUGGAUCACGUAAGUUCAUAUUUUUUACUUUUUUUUGCAUUUUUAGAGCUUUUUUCAAUUAAAAAUGGCAUAGAAAACAGUUUUACUACUCAACCCUACCCUACCCUACCCUACCCUACCCUACCCUACCCUACCCUACCCUACCCUACCCUACCCUACCUUACCCUACCCUUACUUAUUCUACCCUACCCUACCCUUACUUAUUCUACCGUAAUCUUACUUACGCUACCGUACCUUUACUUACCCUACCGUAUCUUGACAUAUUCUACCGUACUCUUACUUACUCAACCGUAACCAUACUUAUUCUAACAUACCUUUGCUUACCCUACCGGGCCCUUACUUAUUUCACCGUACUUACUUACUCUAUCCUAUCUUAACUUACUUUAUCGCACUCUUACUUACUCUACCCGGAAUUUAAAUUCGCUAAGCUGCCAGAAGAGUCUUGUCGUUUUUGACUGUUUAACACAAUAGAAUCUGACGACAAGACUUUUUAAAAAAAUAUUUUUAUAUGUUAAUAAAUCAAUAUUUUAAAAUCAAAGAAUGCUUUUUACAGGUAACAGCCCUCAACUACGACAGUUACGAAGACACACGAAUCAAGCGGCGCGAGCGAUGGCGAGAACAACAUCCUCAAAUCAGAAAUGGUCAUAUGAAUAUCCGUGCGUUUUGGUGGUUGUACCUAGUACUAAUCGUGGUUGUGGUGAUUUAA
Messenger RNA from Bursaphelenchus okinawaensis, 763 nucleotides. NCBI's taxonomy places the organism in Eukaryota, Metazoa, Nematoda, Chromadorea, Rhabditida, Aphelenchoididae. The record is from the annotation of a GenBank genome assembly.